CGGCCAUCUUACUUAUCAUGGGGUCUUAACAGAUGUAGGCGCUGUUUUGUUCUGAACUGCAAAUUCCAAAUCGAUUGUUUAUCUAACGUUUGUUUACAUUUUUACUUGCCAUCAAAUGGCUUCUACUUUACUAUCACCGAUGGUAGAUUAUUACAAUGAUGAAGAAGAACUUGAUAGUGUGGACGACGACGAUGAUCGAAGCUUCAGGGGAAGAGACUCGGAAGAAGACACAGAAGAUGCCAGUGAAACUGACUUGGCGAAACAUGAUGAGGAUGACUAUGUGGAAAUCAAAGAACAGAUGUACCAAGACAAGCUGGCAUCAUUGAAAAGGCAGUUGACGCAACUCCAAGAGGGAACACUUCAGGAGUACCAGAAGAGAAUGAAGAAGCUCGACCAACAAUACAAGGAGAGAGUCCGCAAUGCUGAUCUCUUUCUCCAACUUGAGACAGAACAGGUGGAGAGGAACUACAUCAAAGAGAAGAAGGCGGCUGUGAAAGAGUUUGACGAUAAGAAGGUGGAGCUGAAGGAAAACUUAAUUGCUGAGCUAGAGGAGAAGAAGAAGAUGAUAGAGAAUGAGAAAUUAACAAUGGAGCUGACAGGCGAUUCCAUGGAGGUGAAACCCAUCAUGACCCGGAAGUUAAGGAGGCGGCCUAACGAUCCCGUCCCCAUUCCAGACAAGCGGAGAAAACCUGCACCUGCUCAGCUGAACUAUUUGCUAACCGAUGACCAGAUCCUGGAAGAUCUGCGAAUACUGAACAAGCAGCUGAAGUCCCCUAAGCGUCCAGUGUCUCCGUCGUCUCCAGACCAAAUGCCCACCAUUCCAAUGGAGGCCCCCUCACAGCGCUAUGAGGCCCGCAUUGAAGAGGGAAAGCUGUACUACGACAAGAGAUGGUAUCAUAAGAGCCAGGCCAUCCACCUGGAGUCCAAGGAGAGCACCAAGAUCAGCUGUGUCAUCAGCUCAGUGGGAACAAAUGAGAUCUGGGUGAGGAAGACCAGCGACAGCACCAAGAUGAGGAUCUACCUGGGACAGCUACAAAGAGGAGCGUUUAUCAUCCGACGACGGUCGGCGGCGUAGAAACAACACCAUGCCCCUUCCCACUCUCUCUUCAUCCAUCCAUUCCUUCUUGUUCCUUUCAUUUUGUACGUGCAGUAUGUUUCUCCCCCCCACCCCCUCAUCAUGUGGCUCCCCCCACCCCCUCAUCAUGUGGCUCCCUCCCUCAUCAUGCCUACUGUGUGCUUGAGGAAGUCUUCUCAAUAACUUCCUGGUGUUUCAAUCAAUCAGGACCACAGGAGGGGAAGAACGAUGCGUUCUGUCAGUGUCUUUUUAGCCAUCACCAAGCACACGUGGAAGCCUUUCUCCUUGCAAGUUAUGGCUCAAAUAGCCCUUUAGGCAGUUGAGUAGACGUGCAAAGACUGGAUAGCCUUGGUAUAGCAAAUGUUGUCACAGCUACAUUAUGCCUUGUCAUAGGCUUAGUGACAUGAUUUCCAUUUUGCUUACGCCAUCCAAUGCUUCCAGAGGCUGAAGGUCUGAAGGUUGGUGUUUUGAUUGGUCUUCCUUUAUAUACCUAACAUGGUUCUGUAAACAGUUUCAGUCAGCUGUGCCACUCAGCAUAAAUCAUAUGUCAUAUCUUUUCUUCAUCUUGACGUUGUCUGCUAUUGUUUCUUUCUGCUUCUGGUCAAUUAACAUUUUUAUAUUUUUUUCAGAAUAUAUUGGAUAGACUUUUAAGGUUUUAAUUUUGUAUCUGUUUUAUUGACAUUAAAAUAGUUCAGUUAAACCGAAAUGUUGAAUACA
Molecule: messenger RNA, 1792 nt
Organism: Salvelinus fontinalis (brook trout)
Lineage: Eukaryota; Metazoa; Chordata; Actinopteri; Salmoniformes; Salmonidae
Product: sin3 histone deacetylase corepressor complex component SDS3-like
Exons: 11
Coding region: 116-1075 (319 amino acids)
Biological process (GO): negative regulation of transcription by RNA polymerase II
Cellular component (GO): Sin3-type complex
Molecular function (GO): histone deacetylase binding
Source: RefSeq, a predicted model, not a curated record